Molecule: messenger RNA, 2170 nt
Organism: Nanorana parkeri
Lineage: Eukaryota; Metazoa; Chordata; Amphibia; Anura; Dicroglossidae
Gene: PRKAG2
Product: protein kinase AMP-activated non-catalytic subunit gamma 2
Exons: 16
Coding region: 241-1911 (556 amino acids)
Source: RefSeq, a predicted model, not a curated record
UGUACGAGUGACACUUGUGAGCUGAUUAGUGCGGACUUGAUCCCCCCUACAUCCUCCCGAUCGUUCUAUCCGCUCCUUCCUGUAAACAUCCAGCUUCUCCUCCACCGGGGCGUGGGGGGGCCUUGGCAGCAUGUUCUCCAGAAGAUCGCUCAUCUGGGGGGAGAUCUGACCGAUCGCCCGGAGGGACAACAAGCCAAAAACUGAUACAAAGUUUCCUGCGGUGUGUGAGAGGGGCAGAGGAUGGGAAGCACGGCCAUGGACACUAAGAAGAAGAAGGAGCUUCCUAAGAAGAGCAGCGCUCAGAAGAGGAGGAUGCUGAGGGUCCACAUUCCUGAUCUCAGCUCUUUUGCUAUGCCCUUUUUGGAUGGAGACUUGGAAAGUAACGAUAAAAAUGCAAAUCGCAAGACAGAGGAACCCAGCAGUACUGGAAGCCCUUCAAAGAGCUUCUUCCCAAAAUCGCUACAAAACCGACCUUCUAGCCCAUUGUCAGCCCCCGUAAAAUCAAAGUACAGCCCAGGAUCCCCAAAGACUGUGUUUCCUUUUCCAUACCAAGAGUCACCUCCUCGCACCCCUCGACGGAUGAGCUUCAGUGGCAUAUUUAGAUCUUCUUCCAAAGACUCUGCAUCCUCCAACUCAUCUACCUCACCUGGGGGCAUCAAAUUCUUCACGAGGUCAAGAAAAGCCUCAGGACUGUCAUCUUCCCCAUCCACUCCCACACAAGUGACCAAGCAGCCCAACUUCCCCCUGGAAUCCUACAAACAUGAGCCAGAAAGGCUAGAGGCCAGACUUCGUUCAUUUUCCUCACCACCAGACACAGGACAGAGGUUUUCAGUACCGCACCUACCUGCGACUGUGACAAAGUCCUCCCUUGUGUCAUCAACCCACAGUGCUACCUCGAAAACAGCUCAAGGCACCAUUGAAGGCAUGCUGGAGAAACUGGAGCUAGAAGAUGAAGCUGUUGAAGAAUCGGAGAGUGACAUAUACAUGCGCUUCAUGAAAUCGCACAAGUGUUAUGACAUUGUGCCCACCAGCUCCAAGCUUGUCGUGUUUGACACUACGUUACAGGUAAAGAAGGCGUUUUUUGCACUGGUAGCCAAUGGUGUGCGAGCUGCUCCAUUAUGGGAAACAAAGAAUCAGAGUUUUGUAGGUAUGUUAACAAUUACAGACUUCAUAAAUAUAUUGCAUCGAUACUACAAGUCUCCAAUGGUACAGAUCUAUGAGUUGGAGGAACACAAAAUCGAAACUUGGAGAGAAUUGUAUUUACAAGAAACCUUCAAGCCUUUGGUGAACAUAACUCCAGAUGCAAGCCUGUAUGAUUCAGUGUAUUCACUGAUCAAAAAUAAAAUCCACAGAUUGCCGGUAAUUGAUCCAGUCAGUGGAAAUGCACUUUAUAUACUUACCCAUAAGAGGAUUCUCAAGUUUCUUCAGCUUUUUGUGUCCGAAAUGCCAAAGCCUGCCUUCAUGAAGCAAAACUUAGAGGAGCUUGGGAUAGGAACAUACCACAACAUUGCCUUCAUUCACCCCCAUACACCCAUCAUCAAAGCUUUGAAUAUAUUUGUAGAACGACGAGUUUCUGCUUUACCGGUUGUGGACGAAUCGGGGAAAGUUGUAGAUAUCUAUUCCAAGUUUGAUGUUAUUAACCUUGCUGCUGAAAAAACUUAUAAUAAUUUAGACAUCACGGUGACACAGGCACUUGAACAUCGCUCGCAGUAUUUUGAAGGCGUAGUAAAAUGCAGUAAACUGGAAACACUGGAGACUAUUGUGGAUCGAAUAGUGAAAGCAGAGGUACAUAGGUUGGUAGUUGUGGAUGAAGCAGAUAGUAUUGUUGGAAUUAUCUCUCUGUCAGAUAUUCUACAAGCACUGGUGUUGUCUCCUGCAGGUGCCAAAAGAAAGGAGAGUGAAGCCGACUGAAUCCACCUGAAUUUUACAGUUGUGAAUUUUUUCUCCAGAAGAACUUGAAUGAUGUUUUCAUGUCAAAGCUUUGCCUCAGAAACAUUGACUGCAAUAGCUGGGCCGAAGAUUGCUUUGGAGAAUGUGUGAAAUGAUGGAAGGGAAGGGCAUGUUGGGUUUUUUUUUGUUGCUUUUUCUUUUAGCUCCUUUCUCAGUGUCAUCUUGGGCAGGAAGAAUAACACGGUGAAAAAAGCAGACUGUUAAAUGGUUCAUUUUUUUU